AUGCAGGGCAGCAAGGACUUGCCGACCUGCGAGACCAACAGUGCUUGCGAAACGUACAUGCUAACCCAUCCGAAUAGGACGCAUUUUCGCAGAAGCUGUCUCUCUCGCGAUUUUCCGGUCUUCAUGGGCUGCCGCCGUGAAAAAUACGAAGAGUACCAGGAAGAGCUAUGGACCUGCAAUUGUAAAAGUGAUCUGUGCAACAACUUGGAUGAAGCCGCGCUGAAGGCCAAGGCGGCCACCUCAUCCAUCCCCUACCACAUCGCCAUCGCCGUCGUCGGCGCCAUGCUGAUCGCCUUUUUC
Mesorhabditis spiculigera is the source of this 300-nucleotide messenger RNA. Lineage: Eukaryota; Metazoa; Nematoda; Chromadorea; Rhabditida; Rhabditidae. The record is from the annotation of a GenBank genome assembly.